This is a messenger RNA of Boleophthalmus pectinirostris (great blue-spotted mudskipper), 7167 nucleotides long. RefSeq names its product ankyrin repeat domain 13B (gene ankrd13b). Gene Ontology annotation, cellular component: cytoplasm. The coding region runs from base 170 to 2104 and encodes 644 amino acids. NCBI's taxonomy places the organism in Eukaryota, Metazoa, Chordata, Actinopteri, Gobiiformes, Gobiidae. Gene Ontology annotation, molecular function: protein binding. The record is from RefSeq and is a predicted model, not a curated record. The transcript has 15 exons.
UUGUUAUAUUGCAGAGCGAGAGCUGUUCUCGAGCGCGCAAGGCUCUACCCAUACGCCUCUGGAUAUGUCGCCGUGGGAGAAUGGUGAUGGAGAUUUUAGCAUGAACUGAUACGAAAACUAUUCCCAAAAAUCCACGACGAAGGAAAGGGAGGAGGCAAACUAUGAUCCGAUGAUGAUUUCUGCCAAGAAAACUCCAGAGAAGUGUCGUUAUCCGGUCCACUAUUUGGUGUGGCACAACAAGCAUCGGCAGCUGGAGAAGGAGCUGGCGAGCAACGAACAGACAGACCUGGAGGCGGUGGACCCUCGGGGCAGGACUCCUCUGCAUCUGGCUGUGACUCUGGGGCAUCUGGAGUGUGCCCACGUCCUGCUGCAGCACGGAGCAGAUGUCUACAAAGAGAACCGCAAUGGGUGGACAGUGUUGCAGGAGGCGGUGAGCACGCGGGACCCUGAUUUGGUGCGUCUGGUGCUGCGUUACCGUGACUACCAGAGGACUGCCAAGAGACUGGCUGGCAUCCCCAUCCUGCUGGAGAGACUCAGACAGGCCCAGGACUUCUAUGUGGAGAUGAAAUGGGAGUUCACCAGCUGGGUGCCCCUGGUGUCUCGGAUCUGCCCCAGCGAUACAUACAGGGUGUGGAAGAGCGGGCAGAGCCUGCGAGUGGACACCACCCUGACGGGCUUCGAGCAGAUGACCUGGCAACGAGGCAACCGCAGCUUCAUCUUCAGAGGACAAGACUCGAGUGCAGAGGUGAUGGAGGUGGACCAUGACAGACAGCUGGUGUUUUGUGAGACUCUGUGCGUUUCGUCCUUGGGCUCUGUCCCUGUGAGGCAAGGCGGUAAUGGCGCCUGCUGUGGGACAGGGGGCGCUCUGGGGCUCCUCGGGGCCGCUCUGCCCAGUGACGAGCAGGUCGCGGCCAGACUGUCUGCUCCUGUUGUCACCACUCAACUGGACACGCGCAACAUCGCCUUCGAGAGGAAUAAGUCGGGAAUUCUGGGCUGGAGGAGUGAGAAGACGGAAAUGGUGAACGGAUACGAAGCCAAGGUGUACGCAGCGUCCAAUGUGGAGCUGAUCACCAGAACCAGGACGGAUCAUUUGACGGAUCAAAAUAAAAACAAACCCAAAGGUGGGAGGACUCCACUGCAGAACUUCCUGGGCAUUGCUGAACAACACAUGGGCCCCAACAAUGGAGCCUUGGUGACGCAGAUGUCGUGUCCUGCUGUCACAAAUCCAUCUGCGCUCACAGCAGAGGAGUACUUCAACCCAUCCCAAACCCAGAAGGACAUCGGACACCCGUGUCAGCUCACCACCAAGACCCAAAGGUUUAAAGCGAAGUUGUGGCUGUGUGAGUCCCACCCCCUGUCUCUGGCGGAGCAGGUGGUGCCCAUCAUCGACCUCAUGGCCAUCUCCAACGCUCUGUUCGCCAAACUACGAGACUUCAUCACGUUGCGCCUGCCGCCCGGAUUCCCCGUCAAGAUCGAGAUCCCAUUGUACCACAUCCUGAACGCUCGUAUCACCUUCAGUAACUUGAACGGCUGGGCAGAGGGCGUGAGAGGAGACCCAGAGGAGAGGCCUGUGGAGGGGGGGCUGCAGAGAAGGGAUCCCAGCUCAGAGACACCAUCACCGGGCAGCGAUUCGUCCAGCGUGUCCAGCUCCAGCUCCACCACGUCGUGCCGUGCUCCAGAGAUCCCUGUGUGUGUGUUUGAGCCCCCAGCCGGCUACACUCUGCUGGGGUCCCGACACAGAGAGCCCCUGAGGGAGGAGGACGAGGACCUGCUGCAGUUUGCCAUUCAGCAGAGUCUGAUAGAGGCUGGAUCUGAGUACGACCAGGUGACCAUCUGGGAGGCACUAACCAACAGCAAACCAGGGACCCACCCACUGUCAUGUGACCCCAGCCGCUUGGACAGGACGCCUCAGCACAAAGCCCGUCCUGCCUCCAGCCUCUGCUCCACUCCAUCCAAAAAACAACCAAACUCCUGUUGCUACGACGAACAGCUCCGCAUCGCCAUGGAGAUCUCAGCGCGGGAACAGGAAGAGGCGGAGCAGCGGCGGCGGCAGGAAGAGGAGGAGCUGCAGAGGAUCAUACGCCUGUCACUCAUGGAGAAGUGACUGCCGAUUGGCUCACAGGGCUCCUAGGGGCGGGGUCUGUGGUACAGCAAUGGACUGUCCAGGAGAAAAGAGCACAUUUGUGCCACGUCCUAUUUAUACUAAUGUACCUCCUCAGCUGUCAGUCAAACCCAGAGAGGAAAGAGGGAGGAUGUUGUGUCCAUGUAAUGUUCCUGCAUUAUAAAGAGCCUGUGAUUUCAAAUGGAGUAGGGUUCUGCUUUGUUAGAAUUAGUUUUAGUGUGAUGCAGUUUUUGGGUUAGAAAAAGAAAUCUGCUAACUACUCAACCAGCCAAAUCAUAUCUUUCCCAAUCUUUACUGUCAGCUGUGGCAUUUGGGUUAGCUACCAGAAAAUAUGAAACUGCACAAAACAGAGUGACUGCAGUGUAAAAUGAAGAAAUUACAUCAUUGCAAUGACUUGUGUAUAAAAGGCCAAUGAGGUAAGAACAUGUUUUAGAAUGAACUCUUUGCCUCGCCCAAUUAGUUCUGUCUUUUAUGUUGAGCCAUGACAACUAUCUGGGAUAAGAACAGGAAGUUGACUCCAAAUGGUUCUCAUCCAACAGCAUCUCUGAUUGGAUGAAAUCAACUGUACCUGGCAGUUGCUUCUUUGUGGUUCUCAUCCAACAGAAUGCCUUUUAACCCUUCAGACAUGUUUUACAUAACCACACAUAACUUUACAACCAUAAAAGAUAGGAACUUACAUUUUUUUCCAUUGAAAAGAUGAGAGUUGCGGCCUACUGAACAUAUUUCCGGCAUUGUCCUAUGUCACACACGCGUGAAUAUUUGGAAAAAUUUGAAAAUUAAUUGGAAAAAUGUGUGUCCAAUAGGAACUUUCUGCCAAAUACAUGUGCUCCAUCCAUUUUUAUUGGCCCAAACUUUGCCAAAGAGUGUAGUGAGUCAAGAUGUUUGACUGCUUUAAGCAUCUAUGUUUGAGAUAACUGAAAAAUCUGGUGUAAGUGCAGUUAUUUCUCAAAUAAAUGACAAAUUCCGGAUCUUGGUCUGCAUAAUUGCACAUCCCUUACUAUUUUUAUUUGAAAGGUUUAUUUCACUCAAAAUUACAAAUAAAAAUGUAAUAUACACCAUGGAAAUGCACUAAAGUGAUGUGGCUCUGUGCCCUGUACUUGACAGGAACCAGUGAAGUAAUGGGGCGAUUGCAUUUUUCUUUUGUUUUUGAGGGCAAUAACUAUAUUUUUACUUUACUUACAGACUUGAUAUUUUUCCCUUUUGUAGCUAAGGCCCUAAAUUAAGCAUUUUUUAUGUCCAAAAAAUUGUGUAUACAUGUUUGCCAUGCGUGAAGAGUGUGAAUUAUUUUCAGAUUUUUUUUUUUCAUCAUUUGUAUUUCUGGUCCUAUAGCUUUUAUUUCAGCCAUAUGACACAACUACAACAUGGAGAAUGUGAAAUAACAGAUUGUGCUGAAAAAAAAAAAAAAAAAAGGAUUAAUAACACUUCAUUAGGGGGUAAAAGGGGGAGUUUUAAUUGCUAAAUUAAGGAAAAAAAUCCAUGCGAGGACAAAUACUAAAAUUGCCUUUAUCUACAAUAUCCUUCAGUUUUCAGCCUCAUUUUUUCACGUUUACAAUAUACUGUUUAAAAUGCUUGUUAUAUAUAGGACCCUAAAAAACAAGAUUUAAAAUGGUGCUGACUUUGAUAUCGUUGACAUUCACAUUGGCUCUUUCCUGUUGGGUUUGAUUGACAGCUGAGAAAUUAAGUUUUUGAGGAGGGAGUUGAAUAGAGUCGGGACAUGCCAUUGAAGCACACUUUCUCCUCACAGAUGGACCUUUCCCCUGGCACCCCCUACAGGUGAUCUCUGGUGCCACAAUGUACUUUUGAGCAGUUUACAAGCAACAAUACAACGUAAUAAGAACAAAAAAGAUAAGUGAAUGCCUCUUGGACCAUCAGUGGCGGUGGUCAGUUUAUUAUGGAUGUAUGUCUGUUGGGUUUUCCUUUGUGUGCAUGUGAGUGUGUUACAAAACCAGCUCUGCAACAAACCACUAUGUUAAGAACUUUUAUCAUGGAGAAGAGGAAGCACCAAAAGAGUUGCCUGGGAUCCAAAAUACACACUUCUCCAGUACUUAGGAUGUGACGUGACUGACUGGUGGAUUAACAGGUCAGGGGCAUGCAUGGUCUGUCCGUAUCAAAACAAAUAUCACAAGGGACUAAAAAAACAUAGUGGAUUUCUGUAGAAUCAAUAAGCGAAGUACUAAACUCUGUUAAUCUGAGGUGAAUUGUGAUUUUAUUCAGUAUGAUGGGCAGGGGCAGUCCCAUCAGGUUUCAGUAUGGGUGCUCACUUAACAUGUUCGUUUCGAGCCUUUUAACAAUUUAAAUUCUUUUAAUAGUGAGUACCCCCACCCCUUACCCUUUUUGCUUUGUUGUUUUAAGAUGCAUUGUUUAACUUUUCUGGUGGAGGGUCCAUGAUCUUCUUGUUUCUAUGGAUAUAUCAUUGCUCUGCCUGGAAUGUUCCACAGUAGACAUUAAACAGAUGUACAUUACAUUUAUUCAGUUACAGGUGAUUUUCUAGUUCAAAAAUACCUAGAAAAACAGUGGCUCUGAUUGUGAGCGGGGUUGCUUAAGGGUUAAUACCAUACUAUGAAGUAUUCCAGACAAAGCAAUAACAUCCACGGAGAAAAGCUUUGACGGACCCUCCUCCACAGAAAAGUGACACAAUGCACCUUUGAACAAAAUGUAGUUAGCAUCUUGUAGUGAUUUAUAAAACUUAAUAUUGAAUAAUUAUUUUCAAUAAAUCUGUGGUUAUCAUCUGAACAUUUUUAGUUGAGAUUGAAUGCAAGAAAAUGAAAAUAAAAAAAUGAAAAAGGCAAAAAUCUAUGGGGGAGCUAUAGGGUGUGCAUUGGCCAUUCUAGGGGAGCCUAAUUCCCACUCAAGCCCCCUGAUUCCCCCCUGCUGAUGGUUAACCAGUUAUCUUCUUUGAUUCACCUGCAUCACUGAAAAAAAAACAAAAAAACUGAUUGGACGAUCAUGUUUAGUUCUGUGGUGACCAGAAAGAAAUCCCCUGUAUGAAAAAUAGACAUCAUUCUGGAUUUGCCAGGCAACCAAAAGACUUAAGAUUUUGCUAAAUAAUUUGCUUUAAUUUUAAACUUAAAGGGAUUAUAUGUAGUUAGUUACAUAAAUAUUCAUUGCAGCCAUUGCAUCUACAAGAGCACUGUUUUUAAGAAGUCAGUACCACUUUACAACAACUCAAGAGGAAAACUCACUAAACUAACAAUUUUUUAAAAUCUUUUUUUAUGGUAGACUUAUCACCUUCUAUUAAUUUAUUUAUUUUGGUGGAAAAAGAGCACUACAUACACUCCCUUUAAAGGAUUGUGAAUUUGAAUGUGCACAAAAUUGCUUAUGGACAGUUGAAUAAGCUUCUUCAGUUUCGUUUUGUUUUAAGCACAAACCGUCCCAAUGUACUGUACUCUGCUUGUGGUGAGUUCAGAUACGAGCGAUUUUUAUGGGCUGAUGAUGGGAGCACAAAAUAACCAAACUGUGGCUAAGAGGAUUACCAAUAUUAGAGGCUUGAAUGAAAGACUGCAUUAGUGAAUGUGACAAGUUAGUACAUAAUUUAGGGUUGUCAAUAACUUGCAAAGUGAAACUAAAAAUAAUAAUAUGGUAUGUACAAUAACUCAGCAUGGUUUGCACCUCUACACAGUAAAGACAGUUCGCCAGCUUUGACUUUUGCUACAAAAUGGUCUUUAAUGUGUUGAAAUAUAUUUAAUAUGUUAGAAGGUUACUAGGCAACAAGGUACUGAAAAAAUAAAAGGGUAUUGGUAAGGGUUGGCCACCAGCUACCCUGUUAUGUUCUUGUUUCGGAGAGAAUGUUCCACACUACAGCUUUAAACUUCAAUCUAGUACAAGUGAUCCUUUCUUUUGUAAAAUUAAUGACGUUCAUGGUUCCUGACAAACAAAGAAUAAAUAAAUAAAUAAAUCUCCAUGGAAACCCACAGAUGACACUGUGUAAGGGAACCAGUGGCGGCUGGUGGAAUUUUUUUUUAUUAGGGGGGUGGCAUAGGUCAAAAUCAUAAAUAUAUAUUAUAAAUAUAAAUAUAUCUAUCAGUCUAUAUCUAUCAGAGCACAAUGCACAACCAAGCGCAAAGUUUAUGCAGCAGUACAACCUGAUCCACUGCUCAGGCUUCUGAAGAGAAGAUAUAUUACUCCCUAAAAACUGUUACUCGGAUGCACUUUGACUUGAAAUUGAACUUGCCAUAGCUGUAUAGUACAAAGCUCUGUUGGUAUCCAUUCAUUAGCCUGUAGCAGUAACAUGCUGCCAGUGGAGAGUUGGGGCUGGGCGGGAGCUAGCUGCACACUGAAUCACAAUGGUUCAGAUGUGUGAUCAUAUUUAUAAAAAACAAUCACCUGAGUUCGGGUCUCCCGCACCCUGCACCACCGAGAUGUAUUAAUGACAUCAAAUUUUCUCAAAACUUCAGACUCUCCCACAGAACUCCGUUAACUUGCUCCAACUCAGCAAACUCAAAUUCCAAACACACGACUCAAAUAAAGUGAUAUGAGCACAUUUAACAUGAUAAAAAUAUGUCUAUGCAGAAACAUAUAGCCUGAUACAAAAUAACAACUUAAUAUAUGUUUUUUGUUUUGUUUUUUUAAAUCUAGGUCAAAUUAGAGGCACACUUACGCCCUCUACUGACCAGCCGCCACUGAAGGGAACAUUUCUUGACACGUUCCCUCACACAAAGUUAUGGGUCAGAUCAGUGGAGGUGUGUCCCAACUCAUUGUAAGAAGGCUUUUUGACCAAAAAAAAACACAUGUAAUAGAAUAAAUGCAAGAUACAUUUGCUUAAACCCACAUUGAGGAACAUUCUAGGCAAGCAUCUCCAUGAAGACAAACAGGUGCAACAUUUAGCGCACUCAAAUUCAGUUACAAAAAUCCUCUCCAAUUUCUUGACAUAUUCCAAUACGCAUAUAAAUAAGUUCACAAUUUUGCAGGGCUCAAAGCUGGUCAGACUUUACACAGUUCCGGAGAGUUUUGUUUCUUUUACUUUCCUACAAUAUAAUAAUGUACCUUGACACCAACAGCACAACCCAAUGAAAAUGCCUUCUCUCCUGUUUAAAGCUUGCUUGGUU